This is a messenger RNA of Colletotrichum aenigma, 1947 nucleotides long. RefSeq names its product Heterokaryon incompatibility protein 6, OR allele (gene het-6-5). The transcript has a single exon. The coding region runs from base 1 to 1947 and encodes 648 amino acids. Lineage: Eukaryota; Fungi; Ascomycota; Sordariomycetes; Glomerellales; Glomerellaceae. The record is from RefSeq and is a predicted model, not a curated record.
AUGGAAUUCGACCAUGGCCAGCCCUAUCCCAACUGGACGUAUUAUCACGAUUCCGGAGGUGCCCAAUAUGGAUCAGCAUCGAGUGGCGGCAGCAAGCUCCCAUACUGGCAGCUCAGUCUUCGGAAGGGAGAUAUUCGACUUCUUGUGAUGAAUCCGGCCGAAGAUCCAAUGAGCCCGAUUCAGUGCAGUCUAGAACAGUUUCCACAACAUAGAACUGGCAAAUACGUGGCACUCUCUUAUCGCUGGGGAGAAUUGGUCGAUGACAGCCCUCAUAUUGACAUAUCAGGGAGGCUCGUUCGGGUGACCAAAAGUCUCGCUCAUGCUCUUCAGGAGUUACGCCGACAACAGCACUACCGUGUUUGGGUGGACCGACUCUGCAUCAAUCAACACAACACCGAAGAGUUGGCUUCUCAAGUGGAGCGCAUGGGAGACAUUUACAGAUAUGCCUCCCAAACUAUGGCAUGGCUUGGGUUUUGCCGGGGAUCAGAUAUCGAGACUUUUGAGAACGCAAGAUCACUGGUGACUUCCUUGGUCGCCUGGGGAGAAAAGAAUAAAGGCACAGCGCAGCACAAAGGCAAGAAGUCUGCCGGAAAGUCGAAUGCACCGUCGUCACCUCCACCGGGAAUUCAACCAUACUGGACGGAGCUUUUGGCCGUUUUCAAAAGGGAGUAUUGGAGUCGCGCAUGGAUAAUACAAGAAGUCACGGUUUCGCGGAGAGUGGAAUUCUUCUGGAAUAACCAACACUUCUCGGUCAGGGAACUCAAAGCAGCGAUCGCUGCGUGCAAAUCUUUGGCGCCUACAACACUCGAAGCGAGGGAACUGCGAUGGAGCAAAGAGUUCCAGCACGUCGACCGUCUGAUGGGUUUCCGAAGUUUUCGGGAAUCACCCAUCCGUCUUCUCGAAGCACUUAUACGAUCUCGAUAUGCAGAGUGCUCAAAUCCUAGAGACAGGCUCUACGCCUUGAAACACAUCGCCUCAGACGGGAGGGACAGCGUUUCGCUUCCGAACUAUGAGGAGUCUCUCGAAGCUCUCAAUCGACGGACCGUCUGCCGGCUCAUCGCGAUGUAUCAAGAUCUCGACAUGGUGAUCUUCCCUACGCACGUAACGAAAACCUGGGUGCCCCAACUAGACAAUCCCGAUACUUGGAAAGAAGAGAGAACAAACAACUACUUGACAGGGAAGAGCAGUUUUGUGCCAGAACGAUCUGAUUGCGAUUCCGGGUCAAGCAGAACUAUUACAGAAUGGAGAGCUACGCUGGGUUCUCGAUCACUCUGGCGUGUUGAUGGCCAAAAAGGGCUUCGGGUGCAUUACAAGAGGAUUGGCCGCAUCACCCAAUGCUCAGCUACCGACGAUGAAGCAAACCAGGACGAAACCGGGGAGCUGAGAAAAGUGAGCAAGUACGGUGCCCGCAGAGUCAAACACCUGAUUUCUCUUUGCUGGCUGCUGUACGACUUGCUUCCAAACAAGAAGUCCCCGGACGCCAAGGCUAUUAAGAUUGGGGAUAUUCACUACCUCUUGACUGAGUCCGUGCGAAAAUCAGUCCGUAAAUCCGUCCCGGGUUUUUACAAGUGGCUCUUUUGUCGACAGAAUCUCAGUUUCAAGAUUGAUGAUGUCCCGCUCGCAAACUGGUUUUGCGCAUAUUCCGAUAAGACCAGGGUGAAGACUGCGACGAAAGCCAGGCGCUGUUACUCUUCGGUUCAGAUGGGGAUGCGUCUGUUUACUACAGAUCACAGUAACCUAGGCUGGGCUACCAGCUCCUGUAGGCCUGGAGAUGAGCUGUUUCUGAUAAAAGGUUGCAGUGUGCCUGUGGUUUUGAGGAAAGUAUCUCGGGAAGCUGCCGAGGAGCGAUACCAGAUGAUCGGCGACAGCAUCGUGCACGGUUUGAUGGAGGGACAAGGUGUCACUGAUAUUCCCUUCUCAAGCUGGCCUGUUUUGACCUUGUUAUGA